GAGUAAUAUAUAUUAUUUGGUAAUUUUUUAUUGUAAUUUUUAAGUAGUAAAAAUGUCAAUAAAAACUGAAAAAAUUGAAUGCACUGAUGAUAACGAUGAUUGGGAUGAUUGGGGUGACGCAGAAGACAACUUUCCUGUUGAAAAGGAUUCUCAAAGUGAAAAAGCAGCAAAUUUUAAUAAUAAUAUAGGAAAUAUAUCGGAACAAACAAAAACUCAACUAAAUCAGCAGUUAACAAAUGACGAUAUAAAUUAUAACAAAAAUGAAAAAGAAUUCAUAAACAAAACAGAAACAAAAACAAACUCUUGGAACGUAUGGAAAGUUUUGUCAACAGCGACGGAAGGUAUAGGUAAUAUAACAACGUCCGUUACACAAGGACUAAAUCAAGUGAUAGGAGUACCUGAUCCAGAAGAAUUAGCACGAAUUAAUGCAUGUGAAGGGAAUAAAGUCAACAAUACAUAUCAUGAUGACAAUCCCAGUAAAGAAAUUAAAACUACAGAAUCUCUGCAAGAGAAUCGUCAGCCUAAUCAAGGAAUGCCAAUUUUCGGUUUAAGUUUAGUAAAUGGUGUGACAACAUUGGGAUCAAAAGUAAUCAACACUGGUUUAGACACAUUAGAAGGUAUUGGAAAGAAAACAAUGAAUAUGUUGCAAGAAAAUGAUCCGUUGCUCAUGAACAAACGCAAGAUGUUAGGAUUGGAGCCGGAUAGACCGAACCUUAGUGAAGUGUUGAAGGAAGCUAAAAAAGAUGCAGAUCAACUUGAAAAUCAAUUGAAAGAAUUAAACAUUGAAAAAUCGAAAGACCUGCUACGUUUUGAUGUGAUUUUCGAAAAUAAGUGUGGCCUAGUGCACUUUGAAGCUUUGGAAAUUUUAUCAAAAGAGUCUAAUAUUAAAAUACUUAAUCUUUUAUCAUCAGUUAGCGGCAAUGCUCUAACAGAACUGAAAGAAACAAUAGAUGAAGUAAAAGAACUUUUAGACCUGGAAGAUUUGGAAGGUGAAAGUGAUGGAAAGUACAGUAUGGAUGAGCUUAAUGUGAAGUUAUCAUCAGCUAUCGAAGAUGCUGAUUUAAAUAUAAAAUUUAAUGAUAUUAGCAGUCUUUGGGCUAAAACAAUUGAUUGGCUGGAAAAUGUUACUGAAUUUGAUGAAAAUGAAAUAUUUAGUUUUGGGUUGAAUGCGCUUUCCGAAACAUGUGCCUUAGAGAUGACUAAGCUACAUAAAAUUGGUGAAUGUUUGUUAAUAAAAGAACACCAUAGCACCGCUAGCGAAGUUGAUGCAAUUGUACAAAUAUGCAAGCAGUUUAACGUACAUUUAAAUGGUCUCACAAAUCGUUAUGCAGCAGCGCUGACUGCUAAGGAAAAUAUCAAUGUUACCAAACCACUCAUUACGACUCUAUUUGCGGAGAUGAUAACAGCGACUACACAUAUCGAAAAUGCGUUUAAACUAUUUCUACCAAUAUUACAAAUCGGUGCUGCUUAAAUGUAGUCUUUCUACACUUCUAUAUUAUUAUAUGCUUUAUAACUAAUUAACAAAUAUUGUAAAAUGUUAUACAUGUGAAAAAAUAAA
This is a messenger RNA of Teleopsis dalmanni, 1558 nucleotides long. Its product is annotated as protein FAM114A2. The coding region runs from base 53 to 1471 and encodes 472 amino acids. NCBI's taxonomy places the organism in Eukaryota, Metazoa, Arthropoda, Insecta, Diptera, Diopsidae. The transcript is spliced from 3 exons. The record is from RefSeq and is a predicted model, not a curated record.